GGAACCGCCGCCCGCAGCGAGGAAGCGCCCGCGCGGGCGCAGGCGGCCGGGAUGGCGGGGCCCGGCUGGGGUCCCCCGCGCCUGGACGGCUUCAUCCUCACCGAGCGCCUGGGCAGCGGCACGUACGCCACGGUGUACAAGGCCUACGCCAAGGUGGGUGCCGGCCGAUGGCCCCGUGCCCGCCCGAGCUAGCUCGGCUGGUGCCGGCCGGGGAGACUCUGAGAGGUUAGCGACAGUGUGGGAAUAGUUAGGGGCGGGAGGCCGGCCUCGCCCCAGCUGACCCUCGGCGGAGGUUGGAGCCGACUGCCACGCUUAGGUCUUAAAGAGGGCACCUGCACCCACCUGCAGGGUCAGUGGCUGAAGAACAGGCUCAAAACAGGUUACCUGGUGGGCUGGGAGGAGUCUGGGACUGGAGCCAGUUAGGAGGCAGAGUGGGCGGUUCUAGAACCCUGAGUGACAUGCCUCUGCCGAGAGCACUCCAGAAUGCAAAGAAAUGGAUCAGCUAGCCCAGGGUUGGAGAAGACCAGGCUGAGGCUGUGUCGGGAAGCCAGGAUUCCAGAAUCAGCGUUCCUCACUGGCCUCACAAGGGAAAGCUGGGAAGCCCGGUGCUGGUGUGCAAAGGACACUCGUGAAGUGGUAGCCAUAAAGUGUGUAGCCAAGAAAAGUCUGAACAAGGCAUCGGUGGAGAACCUCCUCACGGAGAUUGAGAUCCUCAAGGGCAUUCGACAUCCCCACAUUGUGCAGCUCAAAGACUUUCAGUGGGACAGUGACAAUAUCUACCUCAUCAUGGAGUUUUGCGCAGGGGGCGACCUGUCUCACUUCAUCCAUACCCGCAGGAUUCUGCCUGAGAAGGUGGCGCGUGUCUUCAUGCAGCAAUUAGCUAGCGCCCUGCAAUUCCUGCAUGAACGGAAUAUCUCUCAUCUGGAUCUGAAGCCACAGAACAUUCUACUGAGCUCCUUGGAGAAGCCCCACCUAAAACUGGCAGACUUUGGUUUCGCACAACACAUGUCCCCGUGGGAUGAGAAGCACGUGCUCCGUGGCUCCCCCCUCUACAUGGCCCCCGAGAUGGUGUGCCAGCGGCAGUAUGACGCCCGCGUGGACCUCUGGUCCGUGGGGGUCAUCCUGUAUGAAGCCCUCUUCGGGCAGCCCCCCUUUGCCUCCAGGUCGUUCUCGGAGCUGGAAGAGAAGAUCCGUAGCAACCGGGUCAUCGAGCUCCCCUUGCGGCCCCUGCUCUCCCGAGACUGCCGGGACCUACUGCAGCGGCUCCUGGAGCGGGACCCCAGCCGUCGCAUCUCCUUCCAGGACUUCUUUGCGCACCCCUGGGUGGACCUGGAGCACAUGCCCAGUGGGGAGAGUCUGGGGCGAGCAACCGCCCUGGUGGUGCAGGCUGUGAAGAAAGACCAGGAGGGGGAUGCAGCAGCCGCCUUAUCACUCUACUGCAAGGCUCUGGACUUCUUUGUACCUGCCCUACACUAUGAAGUGGAUGCCCAGCGGAAGGAGGCAAUUAAGGCAAAGGUGGGGCAGUACGUGUCCCGGGCCGAGGAGCUCAAGGCCAUCGUCUCCUCUUCCAAUCAGGCCCUGCUGAGGCAGGGGACCUCUGCCCGAGACCUGCUCAAAGAGAUGGCCCGGGACAAGCCACGCCUCCUAGCUGCCCUGGAAGUGGCUUCAGCUGCCAUGGCCAAGGAGGAGGCCGCUGGCGGGGAGCAGGAUGCCCUGGACCUGUACCAGCACAGCCUGGGGGAGCUGCUGCUGUUGCUGGCAGCGGAGCCCCCGGGCCGGAGGCGGGAGCUGCUUCACACUGAGGUUCAGAACCUCAUGGCCCGAGCUGAAUACCUGAAGGAGCAGGUCAAGAUGAGGGAAUCUCGCUGGGAAGCUGACACCCUGGACAAAGAGGGACUGUCGGAAUCUGUUCGUAGCUCUUGCACCCUUCAGUGACCCUAGAAGAAUGAUUGGACAGAUGUGAGCCAUCUGGAGCAGAGGGGCACUAACCCAGGCUGACGCCAAGAAUGAAGUGGCCCACUGCAGCCCUGGCGAGCAGGCUUCUUGGAUGGACAGUGCUGAGACUCCCAUAUCCCAGAGUUCCCAGCCUCCCUCAGGUUACUCUGCACCCCACAGAUGGUUUGAUGGCUGUGCUGUAUACUGGAGGGGAGGGCAGGACUCUGGGAGAACAGCACUUCUUUCAUGAGACCUUUGUUACUCGGUGGUUACUGGGUCCUGUGCCUGUCUGUUUUGGGGCAUGCAGCCGUCUAUCGUUUUUGGCUCCGAGAAGAGGGCAAGGGGCCCCUGCAGGGUACUUCUGUGCUUGCCCUCACCCUGCCAGCAGGCAGCUGUGCCCCUGGCCUGCCCUUCCCGGGACCCCUUAUUCCAACUCAGCUCCUCUUUGCACUGGAAUGGGGCACUCCAACACCCCUCAGGGACCACCCUCCCCACAGUAUGCACUCAGCCCCACAGAAUCCACCAGUCUUUCUGGGAACUCACACCUGCCCGCCAUCUUGGUACUUUAAGUUAAUCCUUCAAGCAUGAAAGUUGUAUCUUUUGGGGUUUAAGAAGCCCAAGCCUUGUUCCUGCCCUGGCCUAGGGAGCACUCAGGAGGGUUCCUUGGUCCUCAUCUCUCCCACCUCCGUUCCCUUUGGGCCCUACACUAGCCACAGCGCAGGCCUUGUGCUGGAGUUUGAGCCUGGGACAGGGAGAGGGAGGCUUGGAGACGGUCUGACCCAGUGCCCUCUAGGCUACCCACUUCUAGGCCUGCUCUGCCGCUGUGGAGCCCUGGGCAAGCUCUUUCCCCUUUCUGGGCCUGGGUCUCCCCAUCUCUUCAAUGGGGCUGAUACCUUCACAGCCCACAGCAUGGGCACUUAUGAGGACAAAGUGAAUUUAACCUGGAAAAGAAUGUAUUUGAGAAUUUCUUUUAAAUAAUCAGCGGGUGUUGGUGAUUUGUAGCCCUUCUGCCCUUAAAUGCUUCCUUGGGCAAGAGCUGUCCGUCCUCCCUGCAGGAGGCUGAGUGUGAAGAGUAUCAUUCAUUGUUUCUCUAUUAAAUUAUUUUCUCUA
Molecule: messenger RNA, 3045 nt
Organism: Gorilla gorilla gorilla (western lowland gorilla)
Lineage: Eukaryota; Metazoa; Chordata; Mammalia; Primates; Hominidae
Gene: ULK3
Product: unc-51 like kinase 3
Exons: 16
Coding region: 484-1935 (483 amino acids)
Biological process (GO): autophagosome assembly; peptidyl-serine phosphorylation; reticulophagy
Cellular component (GO): phagophore assembly site membrane; phagophore assembly site; cytosol
Molecular function (GO): ATP binding; protein serine/threonine kinase activity
Source: RefSeq, a predicted model, not a curated record